This is a messenger RNA of Trichomonas vaginalis G3, 482 nucleotides long. RefSeq names its product organellar and viral DNA polymerase type B. The record is from RefSeq and is a predicted model, not a curated record. The transcript has a single exon. NCBI's taxonomy places the organism in Eukaryota, Parabasalia, Trichomonadida, Trichomonadidae. The annotation marks the transcript as partial.
AUGUUGUCAGAUAACAUGAAACAAAAGAGCAAAAAGAAACUCAUUGCUGACUUCGACACUGUUUCAUUAUAUCCUUCAGCUAUAGCAAGACUUUAUACUUUAGAAGGUAUUCCAAAAGUAUUGAAGGAUGAGAUGUUAAGCACAGAGUAUCUCAUGAGACAUUUAUUCGAUGAUGACCAAAAGGAACCCAUUGGUGAAAAGUUUAUGUCUGGCUUCUUUGUUCUCAUUAAGAUAACAGAGAUUGGUAUACCCAGACACUUUCAUUUAAUAGUUUGCGACCCUGAACUAAAUCCAGAACUUAACGUUCCAAGAAGUUCAAACACUUGCUGUCUCAUGUAUGUUGACCAUAUAACAUUACAAGACCUCAUAAAAUAUCAAGGUGUCAAAUGUGAAGUGUUGCAAGGAUACUAUUACGAUGGAAACAGAGAUAUGAGAAUAAGAGAUGAAGUAAAGAAGUUGUUUGAGUUAAGGUUAAAGUAUAA